Messenger RNA from Amoebophrya sp. A25, 364 nucleotides. Lineage: Eukaryota; Dinophyceae; Syndiniales; Amoebophryaceae. The record is from the annotation of a GenBank genome assembly.
GUAAGGUUGCUGGAGAUCAUCAUGGCCCAGAAGAAAGAGAAAGUAGUUGCAAUAUUAUAAGUUCGCGCAUUUCAUCUCUACUACGUGCCUUCCGUGAAGAAGCCGCGGAUCUGGUCCUGCGUCUGUUUUACGAGGAACUUCCAUUAAGGCUCAACUUUCAAUGGUCAUUGGAGUUGGUCAGUGAGAUCGAAGAGGCGACCCCUUGAGAGAACAGGGGAAAACGAAGGGAAAGGGGAGAACUUUGAAGGGGGUCCCUUCCGUUCAGAGUCAGUGACCAUUGAAGGCUGAGCUUUAAUUCCAGCAGUUUUGGUUCAGUCAAGCCCAAAGGAGCAAUAUUACCUGAAAUUUCCCUGGCAGAUGGACG